AUGUUCACCCGCGCACAGAUACUCCAGGAUCACGUGCCCGAGCUGAUGCCGACGUUUCAGUACGAGGAGUUCUUGACACGGCCCGACGAGCACGUGACCAAGGUGUUGCUGACCAAGAAGACGGGAAACGGACUAGAACCGGAUACAGCGCCUUCAAAGAACGGGGAUGGAGACGACGACGCGAUGCAACAGAAGAAAUUGAUGUGCGCGCUCCAGUGGUUGCGGUCCGAAGUGGAGAGAGCUGACUGUGAAAACAUUACGCUCGUCGAACGGUAUGACGCCAGAAAUAAAAAGAUCGCCAACGAGUGCCGGGCGAAAGCUCGAAGUACAAACCGAACUGAGCGAGGAUUAACUGCUCAUUGGAAAAAUGAGUUUGUAAGAGUGAUUAAAUCAGUAUAA
Messenger RNA from Macrosiphum euphorbiae (potato aphid), 399 nucleotides. The record is from the annotation of a GenBank genome assembly. NCBI's taxonomy places the organism in Eukaryota, Metazoa, Arthropoda, Insecta, Hemiptera, Aphididae.